Molecule: messenger RNA, 1120 nt
Organism: Beta vulgaris subsp. vulgaris (sugar beet)
Lineage: Eukaryota; Viridiplantae; Streptophyta; Magnoliopsida; Caryophyllales; Amaranthaceae
Exons: 3
Coding region: 1-720 (239 amino acids)
Source: RefSeq, a predicted model, not a curated record
AUGGUUGCAAUGGAAGACACUGCCGGCACCAAAACAACCGGGGGCCGACGAGUCAUGGUGGUUGCCGACGCUACCAGAGAGUCUGCAGGUGCCUUACAAUAUGCCCUAGCCCAUGCAAUACUAGAGAAGGAUGAGAUGAUCUUAAUACAUGUAAUUAGCCCUUGUCCAAGGAAAGGUGCAUUUGGCUUAAAUUCAUUGAGCUCCUUCUUUAGAAAGCAGCAGCUUGAACACACUCAUGUCACCUCAAAUACUCCAACUGAAGGCGGCAGUGGCAGCAUAAUUGGAAAUGGUGGCAUUUUCGGAGGCGGCGUCGUAGGCAUCUUUGGUGGGAAUGGGGUUAUGGAUGGCAAUGGAGGUGGGAAGGAUGCAGAUUUCUUAAAGGUAAUGAAGAGGGCAUGCCAGAAAGCACAUCCUGAUAUGAAGGUUAGAGUGGAAAAGGUGGAGCAAGGAUGCAUGGACAAGGCUAAUACUGUUUUAUCCCAUACCAAGAAGUUAGCUAUUGACCUUCUUAUCAUUGGUCAACGUCGAAAUCUUUCCAAUAUUCUCUUAGGAGCUAGAAGAACUGGAGGUCCAUUGCUAGGAGGAUCAAAAGUAGUAGACACGGCGGAGUUUCUGAUAGAAAACAGCCUGUGCACUUGUGUUGGAGUACAGAAGAAGAACCAAAAUGGAGGCUAUCUUCUCAACACCAAAACCCACAAGAAUUUCUGGCUACUAGCAUAACAAAGAAUCAGGUAGCCAUUUUUAGCUUCAAAAUAAAGGUUUGAGAUUUGCUGAUAUUUCCAGCAGUUUGCGACAAUGUCGAUGGAUCAAACGGAAAUAGAACAGUAAAUCAUUGUUAUAAAAGGUUUACAACAUUUUUGCAGAACAUAGCGAAGCCAAUACCAUAUCACACUUUCAUUGUUGGUUUAAAUAUCUUUACGAGUAUGUACAUGGAGUAAUACUGAACUUCUGAAAUUUCCUGUCUCACAAAAUCAACAUGCGAUUUUUCUCUUCCAGAAAAAAGGUGAACAGGGAAAAUCAACAUGUAAUAAAGAGAAUAUGCUAAAUGAUUAAGGCAUGUUAAUGGAAUAGUCAUUCCCUCUCAAAUUUGUAUAUUUAUAUCAUAUAUGAAGAGGAAAAA